Molecule: messenger RNA, 1634 nt
Organism: Magallana angulata
Lineage: Eukaryota; Metazoa; Mollusca; Bivalvia; Ostreida; Ostreidae
Exons: 8
Coding region: 22-1419 (465 amino acids)
Biological process (GO): carbohydrate transport
Cellular component (GO): membrane
Molecular function (GO): symporter activity
Source: RefSeq, a predicted model, not a curated record
GCCAUAACAGUCCUGUGUCAUAUGCUGGUGUACCUACUCGCCUGGUUAUUUUUUGACGCACACAGAGCGGAGGAGGCCAAUACCUUCCUCAAUGCAGAGGACGGGGAAAUAUUCAGAGACUUGGCAAUAUGUGUGGUAGUUAUAGGCGUAGCUUGUAGCUGUGUUUUCUACUGCACUGUGCAUGAAAAAGACAAUCCUUUGCCAGGAACUGGAUAUCAGCUCGACAAGAAAGAUACGAAAAAAUCUGCAUCAAGCGAAGUUACGGCUCAUAUAGAAAGAACUGUCAACAAGGAUAAAAUCAGUACUGUAAAAGAAACAAAAAAUGUCGAGAUUUUUCCAAAAGAGACAAAAAGAAACAUGACUAAAUCUCCUAAUUCAAAAAAUAGCUUUAGAGGAAUAUUCAAAUCACCUUCUUCCGAUAAAAUUUGUAGUAAAAAGCACGACUCGAUAGAAAGAAAAAUAUCAUCUAUGUCAUGUCCAGAGAGCGAUGUUUUAGCGAUAAUUCCUUCGAUUUCGUGUCCUGAAAAUGACAUAGAAAUGUCAACUAUACGGAGCAUUACAAACCCAACAAUUUCUGGAAUUCUCAAAAGUGAAUCGCGGACGAAAACGCCUAGUACUUCAAAGAAACGAAUUUCGUUUGUCUCGAGUCAUAGUAUAAUGGAUGGUGGUACUCAAGAUCGACCAGACGAUGACGUGAAACCAAAGAUGAACUUAAAUAAGCAUUGGAAGGAAUGGUUUAGAGAACCUAGUUUUUAUCAGAUGGCUUUAAUUUACAUGUGUACAAGACUGACCGUCAACAUAUCGCAGAUAUAUAUGCCAAUGUACAUCACAGAGACAUUGCAUAUGCACAAGAACUCUGUAGCAAUAGUUCCUCUAGUUGGAUAUGUUGCUGGGUUCUGCACCUCACUGUUCAUGAACAACACGAACCAAUUACUUGGACGCAAGCGUACUUACGUCAUGGGUAUAUCCUGUACGCUCGGGGCAUGUGUGUGGAUCUUUUUCAUCGAUGAAGCUACCUCCAGCCGUGUGUACGGUGUGGCUGCCCUGAGUGGCAUCGGGGGGUCAACGGUUCUCGUGACGUCACUUGCCAUGACAUCUGAUCUCAUUGACCAAUAUUCUAGCAGUGCAGCUUUUGUUUAUGGUGCGAUGAGCUUUACAGAGAAACUGGCGAAUGGUCUGGCUGUUGUUCUGAUCCAGCGAUACAAUCCUUGUGAGAAUGGCUCUGCCGCCCACAUGACCCACCACUGCACGGUGUACUACCGUGACGUACUGGUCACGGUCCCCGGGGGCGUGACCUUCAUCUCCCUCCUCGUCCUCCUCAGCACCAUGUCCUCUAUAGGGGGUAGGAGCGGAUGGAAAGAACACAGGAUUUUGCAGCCUUCCUCACCAGACAGGGAUUGGGAGCGGAGUCCGCCAUAAAGUCACUGAUACAACAAAGCAUGGAGUGCUGUUGGUUUUAUUAAAGUCCACAAUUUGAAACAAGUUUUAUGAUUGAUUUUAUUUUUUUUUAAUUGGCUGCUUCGUAAGAAAGUGCUAAAGAGUGAAAAUUAUAAAUAAUUUUGUAACUUUUAAUAAAAUAUUUUAUAAUAUUUAUCUUAAUUUUAAAUGAGAGAGAGAGAGAGAGAGAGAGAGAG